AUGUCGAAGCCGACCGUCACACUUAUUCCAUGGGACCCCAACGCCCCUGAACACGUGAAGCGCAUGGUCGAGCAGCGCAUAAUUUGUGGCUGGCAAGCGUCAAUUGUCCCAACUGGGUGGAAAGACGGACACAUCAAUGGGACGAAAUGCCUCUACUGGAUUAUAUUUCCGGUGGACGAACCGCAGCGUGAGAAAUACCUCGAGAUGCAUACCAAGGCUUAUCCUAAGGAGACAGAGGAACUCCUCGACACAAGCAAGACGCUACUCGGAAAACCGCGCAUUCCAACCGACGCAAAAUUCCUUCCCAUUGGGCACGUCGCUCUCGACACUCAUAUCUCAGACUAUGCAGAAAAGGGCCUGGGUAUCGGCGGAGCUGCUAUGAAUAUCGCUGAACGCAUGGCCAUCGAGGAGCCUCUUAACGCUAUGCAUCUGCUAUUAGACACGGUGCACCACGAAGACCAGGCAGAUGAGGACUUUGCUGUUGCCAACUAUGGAGGAGCCUUCAAGAUUCCCACCCAGGCUUGGUAUGAGAGACGGGGAUACAGGUUAAUUGGUGUAGCCGAGAACGUAUACCAAUAUCCAGACACAAAUGGGAAAAUUUGGCCGUGUAGAACAGUUUUCUUACAGAAGGAUAUUGUUUAG
This is a messenger RNA of Fusarium mangiferae, 642 nucleotides long. RefSeq lists its product as uncharacterized. The record is from RefSeq and is a predicted model, not a curated record. The transcript is spliced from 5 exons. NCBI's taxonomy places the organism in Eukaryota, Fungi, Ascomycota, Sordariomycetes, Hypocreales, Nectriaceae. Bases 1 to 642 code for a protein of 213 amino acids.